AACAAGCUGGCGGUGGCGGGAGCGGACGAGCUAUAUAGCUCACUAUGGUUGCGGCGAUUACCAGUAACGCAGAAACUUUUAACAAAGGGUUGAAAUUUAAUUUAUGUUUGACUAUUGAAUUGUACGGCGAUUUCCGCAACUCGUAAAUUCGAGUUUCGUUGUGAGCAGAUACAGGUAGUCGCCGCUACCACAGCGUAUGAUAUCUAGCAAUCCUUAGCAUUAUGAGGCGAAGUCUGGCUCCAAGCCAGCUGGGCAAACGGCCCUUGCUGACAGAGGGCGAAGGCAGGGGCAAAAGGAGCAGAAAACCUUUGAAACCCAUACAGCCCCCGCCAACCCUUCCAACCCCUGAAAAUUUGUCUGAUCACGAAGCAAUGAUUAAGGCCAUCCUGAGCCGGCCCUUCAAGGUGCCAAUGGAGAACUACACUCCAGGAUACGGCUCUCGGUGCUUGGGAAUGAGGCGGGGCGGCAUGCGCAGGGCCCUGCACGACCCAGAUGAGCCCAACGCUCUUGUGCUUUACCAUCCGCCUGAGAUAAGCGCAAACGAGAAGCUGAAAAUUGACCAGGACAAAAUACUGGUUCAUGUGGUUGUUGAUCCUGUUCUCACUGCCGUUCUAAGACCCCAUCAGAGAGAAGGAGUCCAGUUUAUGUACAACUGUGUGACUGGAGUGUGCAUUGAAGGUUCUUUUGGCUGCAUCAUGGCUGACGAAAUGGGUCUGGGGAAAACAUUGCAGUGCAUCACUUUGAUGUGGACCCUUCUUCGACAAGGGCCUGACACAAAACCCAUCAUUGAAAAGGCCAUUGUUGUGGCACCAAGCAGCCUUGUCAAGAAUUGGUAUAACGAGAUCAACAAGUGGCUGGGUGGUAGAGUAAAUCCGCUGGCGAUCGACGGAGGCUCAAAGCAGGAGAUUGAUAGGUCACUAGAGGGUUUCAUGAACACAUUUGGACGUCGACCAGCCAACCCGAUCCUCAUCAUCUCGUAUGAGACAUUCCGGCUGCACGCACACGUGCUGCACAAGGGCGAGGUGGGUUUGGUGCUGUGCGACGAGGGGCACCGGCUGAAGAACUGUGAAAAUCAGACAUACCAGUCGCUAAUGGGCCUUAAGGCCAAACGCAGGGUCUUGCUCUCGGGCACACCCAUUCAGAAUGAUCUGCUUGAGUACUUCAGCCUGGUGCAUUUUGUCAACGCUGGCAUCCUUGGCACUGCGCAGGAGUUCAAGAAGAUGUACGAGACGCCUAUCCUGAAGGGCCAGGACGCAGCUGCCUCGGAUAAGGACAAGGAAAGGGGCAAAGAGUGCCUGGCUAAGCUGAUUGGCGUCGUGAACAGAUGUCUAAUCAGAAGAACAGCUGCAUUGCUUUCAAAAUACCUACCCAAAAAAGUUGAGCAUGUUGUCUGCUGCAAAAUGGCACCGCUUCAAGAGCAGCUGUAUGAGCAGUUUGUUAAGUCGGAGGCAGUGAAAAGAACGGUCUUGGCGGCCGAAGAAGGAGAUACAGGAAGCAAGAAAAAAGGCUCAUCCCUCUCGGCCCUGUCAUCGAUCACAAGCCUAAAAAAACUUUGCAACCACCCUGACUUGAUCAUGGAGAAAAUUAUGGAGCGAUCUGAAGGCUUUGAAAAAGCGCAUCUCCUGUUCCCUGAUAAAUAUGAUCCAAAGAAAGUGCUUCCAGAGUUGUCAGGAAAAGUGUCGGUUCUGGACACACUGCUUGCCAUCAUUCGCUCCACUUCACAGGACAAAGUGGUUUUGGUCUCCAACUACACGCAAACACUUGACUUCUUUGAAAAGCUGUGCAGGGCUCGCCAAUACCCGUAUGUCAGGUUGGACGGCACCAUGAGUAUCAAGAAAAGAGCCAAGGUCGUUCAACGCUUCAAUGAGCCUGCCAGCCCUGAUUUCAUUUUCAUGCUGAGCAGUAAAGCCGGAGGGUGUGGUCUGAACCUGAUUGGGGCAAACCGCCUGGUCAUGUUCGACCCUGACUGGAAUCCGGCCAACGAUGACCAGGCCAUGGCGCGAGUUUGGCGUGAUGGCCAGAAGAAGCAGUGUUACAUUUACAGAUUGCUCUGUACCGGAACUAUUGAGGAGAAAAUUUUCCAGCGACAGGCGCACAAAAAAGCCCUGAGCUCCAAGGUGGUGGACCAAGAAGAAGAUGUGUGUGCCCACUUCACGCUCUCAGAGCUCAGGGAUCUUUUCAAGCUAGAGAAAAAUACUCUCAGCGACACGCAUGACAAAUUCAAAUGCCGGCGGUGCGUGAACAACAUUCAGACAAAGGGUCCCCCUGAAGAUUCAGACUGCACCUCUGAUAUCUCCCUGUGGAACCACUGCGCAGACAAGAAGGGGCUUGUCGACGUUGCUUUGAAGCAGUGCUGGAGCUCUGGAAUCUCGUUUGUGUUCCACCACAGGUCACAUGAGCCAAAAGUAGUGCCUUGAAGUGCCGCUCUCCCGCCAAAAUUCGAAUCAUAUGAGGGUUUCCAGCAUUCUGUGAUUUAUAUUUUAAUUUGUAAAUUUCUUCACGCAGAUAGAUUUUUACGUUUAGUCUCAAAGAGACGCAAUAUUUUUCCGCAAUAAACUCC
Cloeon dipterum is the source of this 2560-nucleotide messenger RNA. RefSeq names its product DNA repair and recombination protein RAD54-like okr (gene okr). The transcript has 11 exons. The record is from RefSeq and is a predicted model, not a curated record. Gene Ontology annotation, cellular component: nucleus. Gene Ontology annotation, molecular function: ATP binding; ATP-dependent chromatin remodeler activity; DNA translocase activity. NCBI's taxonomy places the organism in Eukaryota, Metazoa, Arthropoda, Insecta, Ephemeroptera, Baetidae. Bases 222 to 2417 code for a protein of 731 amino acids. Gene Ontology annotation, biological process: double-strand break repair via synthesis-dependent strand annealing; reciprocal meiotic recombination.